CUCAGCUCGCCGAACUCGCCUCUUCCCAGCAUUACGGCCUGAAUAACCACAUGAAUCGCACAAUGGUCUACUUCUUUACUUUGAAUUGAAUUUCAUCAUCUUUCUUUCUCUUUCACUUCUAACUGUGGUUCCUUUCCGCCAUACUUGAUGUCCUCGUGCCUCGCUUGAAUAGCAGCUGGUUGAUUGCCUCCCAUGCCGACCCCGAGCGUCACCUCUCCACAUUUAGCCUCGCUCUCCCUGGAUGCGCUCUCUGCGCGAGGAACCUGCCCUCCAGACAUUGUCGAUCGAGCCGACGGCCGGAAUACGCCUACAGAAAUCAACCCGCUCGCGCAUGAUGCAUACGAUGUUCCGGGUCUAAUUGCGACGUCAGAGUUGCGGCCAGAGCUGGACACGCCUAUUACUCUACAAGACUCCUCUUCCACUGACAAUAAAGACGCCCGAUCGGACGGUGAACACGAAGCUUCAAGUCCUACAACGUCCGUAUCCACCCAGUCAAUCAAGGAUGAACCACCGCUCUCCCCGGCCGGAUCUUCAACCGUGGCUACACCUUCGUAUAUGACUUCACUCAGUCAUGAUUUUUCCAACGUCAGGUUGCUUCCCGAUCACCCCUGUUCGUACCUUAGAGCAGGUAGCAAGUUCGUUGGGACGCAGCAGUCGGACCGUCAAAAGUACAAUGUGGAUGUAGAAAUCAAAAACGUCAACAUGGAGGAGUCCUUUCUUUGUGGCUAUCUCCGCAUCCAAGGCCUUACCGAAGACCAUCCUACGCUCACGACGUACUUUGAAGGCGAACUAAUAGGCACAAAGCAUAAGUUCCAAACGCGGAACCCAUCAUGGGGUGCGACGGAUAAAACUGACCUGCAGCAUUGGGAUCGUUUCCCUGCAUGGCGCUCUGUCUCUAAAAUGGCUAGGAAGCCCGAUUUUACAGAUAUGAACUUUGCGCAGAGAGAGCAUAUCUUCAUGAGGUGGAAGGAAUACUUCCUGGUCCCCGAUCAUCGUGUCAAAACCAUAAACGGUGCAAGUUUUGAAGGAUUCUAUUAUAUUUGCUUUAAUCAGUCCAAGGGUACCGUUAGCGGUAUCUACUUCCAUGCGAAGAGUGAAAAGUAUCAGCAACUCGAGCUUGAGCAUGUUGAUAAUCGCGGGUGUUUCGGCGCCAUGGAAUUUCGCUGAAGACCUUUAUGCCUGGCGUUCAAAGCGCAAUUGGGUUAAAUAUCGAAGAAUUAUGUGGCAGCGUUUCAUGAUUUAUGCUAGGAAUGUCUUACUUGGAGGGACCAAUUUUAAAAGGGGCGAACAUGGAGUUCUUUCUUUUUUUUUUUUUUUCUUUUCCCCCUCUCUUUUGUUGCUGAAGCAAGUAAGGUGCAGUUUACAUAUCCAGUGGUGCACCAGCUCUACCACAUCUAUGUGCGAGAAGAUCAUUUUCUCUAACACUUUGUUUCCCUUGAUGAUAUCCAUGUCGUUUCUUUUCAGUCAAUCCACUGGCCUCUGGUUUUUUUUUGAUCUGACUUAUUCGUUCCCGGUUGAUGUUCAAUCUCAGUUGAUCAUGCCUUUUUGUUUUACUUGCAGGUAAAUAAUUGCUUGGGGAAUUGGUGUUCCUUCUUUCCUGCAUUGUUG
Coccidioides immitis RS is the source of this 1608-nucleotide messenger RNA. Its product is annotated as vesicle-mediated transporter Vid24. Gene Ontology annotation, cellular component: extrinsic component of membrane; GID complex. Lineage: Eukaryota; Fungi; Ascomycota; Eurotiomycetes; Onygenales; Onygenaceae. The record is from RefSeq and is a predicted model, not a curated record. Gene Ontology annotation, biological process: negative regulation of gluconeogenesis; proteasome-mediated ubiquitin-dependent protein catabolic process; protein catabolic process in the vacuole. Bases 193 to 1167 code for a protein of 324 amino acids. The transcript has 4 exons.